AAACCAGCAAUUUUCACAUGUUGAUUAGAGUACUUCAUUUUUUUUUUAUAUACAUUUCAUUCAUUCCAUUUUGAAAAUUGCAGAUUUCUGUAAUUAUCGAAUAAAUUGUGUAGUAAAUAUAUAGUUAUAUUAAUUUUACUAGGAUUGUAGUUAUCACACGAAUACUUAGCCGUUGCCUUUUUAAUAAGUAUCUUUCAUUUUUUAAAAACAGUCACUAUGACGAAAAGCGCUAAUCUGCUAGAAGUUAUUUCUAUGUGUUUAUUACCAAAACUUUCCAAAAAUGUUGAUAUAAGUGAGAAUCAUGUUGAAUAUAAAAUUAGAGAAGAUACGUUAACAUCUCAAUUUAAUGUAAUAAUGCAAUUAUUAAAUGAUAUGAAUAAUUCAGAAAUGACACCAGAUAUAUUGUCUAGACUGUUAAUUUUGAAUCUUGAAUUACAAAGUGUAGGGCCUUGGUUUAGUGAAAUUUGUAAGAAGUGUACAGAAAAGUUGAACAAAGAUUUUGAAGGUUCAUAUGGUUAUAAAUUAGAUAAUCUUUUGUGGCAUGGAGAUGCUGUCAAUAGUCAAAAAAUAUUUGACAAGUGUUUAGAGGAUUUACAUCAGAAAUUAACAUUUGAAGACUUCAAGAAGUAUCCUGCUCUUCAUGAUGUAUACUAUUCAAUCAUACAACAUAUAGCAGAAUACAAAGUAGAUAUCAAUCCAUUAAAAACAAUACCAAUUUCUUUGCUUCUCAUUGAUGAUUAUAUUCUUUCUAAUAAAAUAAAGGGUUUGAAAAGCUGUUUAAUUAUAAUGAAAUGCUUGACUACUGAGAGUUUUCAAGAUGGUAAUUAUUAUGAAGUUAUUUAUGGAACGUUAAAAAAGAGCACACUUGAUAAAGAUAUAGAUGUAACUAGGCUAACACUGGAGUGUUUGUUACAACUGCUCAAAAUUAUACCUCCAGGGGUUCAGGCGAAGAAGACAGAUGACAUAUUCAAAAGGGGACUUGACCAACUUUAUACAGAGGCCAACUUGUACAGAAAAGCAGCAUUGUUCAGUUUCACAACAAAUUUAAUAGAAAUGCAAGGGGUCGACUGUGUGAAUAAGAAAUUAUUAAAAUCUAUUCUUUGUGACAACAUAGAUAUAUGUUGUAAUGAUGCUGUUGGAGAGAUACUAUUAUCUGAUGUACUGAAAUGUCUUGAAGUGUGGAUAAAAUAUUGUUGGUGCAUUUGGAGAUUACCAAGUGAUCAGAAAUUUCUGUCCACAUUAUUGAAAUUGCUUUAUGUAUCAUGUCAAGACGAAGAAAAAGCUGCAAGGAUACAAAUAUUGAUAAUAACAUUAAUUACAUUAUGUACAAAAGAGGAACAAAAUGCUUUAUACAAAAAUAUAGAAGAAUCAACUGUCCAUAUAAAUAGACCAGAAUUUGUUAAUACAUUAGAAGUAAUAAAAAAAAAGUAUUCAUGUAUAAUAAAUUUAUUAAAAAUAUCAUAAUAUUUCAUAAUUUAACAUUAAUAACCUUUUAAUUUC
Molecule: messenger RNA, 1500 nt
Organism: Galleria mellonella (greater wax moth)
Lineage: Eukaryota; Metazoa; Arthropoda; Insecta; Lepidoptera; Pyralidae
Exons: 5
Coding region: 217-1464 (415 amino acids)
Source: RefSeq, a predicted model, not a curated record